Molecule: messenger RNA, 1613 nt
Organism: Cadophora gregata
Lineage: Eukaryota; Fungi; Ascomycota; Leotiomycetes; Helotiales; Ploettnerulaceae
Exons: 1
Coding region: 120-1613 (497 amino acids)
Molecular function (GO): acetylglucosaminyltransferase activity
Source: RefSeq, a predicted model, not a curated record
GCAGCUACCCGUCGCCCCUAUCCAGACCAGAAAACAUCAAUUUCACCGAGUCUUCUGCUCUGGCCUUCCCCUUAUUCUUUUUCUUAAGUAUUGUCGAGUAUUCUCGACAUCCCCUCGUUAUGAAUUCCUCUCGUCUCGACCUCGCCCGUCAACGCCAGAGAUGUCUCCUAGUCUCCCUCAGUCUUACACUGCUCAUCAUAAUUUGGAGUACAUUGAUAUUUCCAUCUCAGACGACAAGAUCCAUUAAGCAUACAGCUCUUCCCUACGCCAAGUCACUUCUCAGCAAUGACAAAGCCCAUGAUGCUAUCUUGUCAACACAAGACCUAUCCCAUAUCGCUCGUCACGUCGGUACACCGACAUUCCAGUACGCUCAACGAAGGAUCAGAACAUACUAUUUAUCAGCAGAUAAAGAACGACCGACGUUGACCUACAUCGAUCAGCCUCUUCUACCAGAUUUUCAACUCCUCGCCAAAGACAAUUUGACACAGAUCGAGUGUUCAAAGAUGCCACCUUUGACGUUAAGCGUAGCCCUCUCUCCAGAAGUCGAUACCUCCAUUCUUUCCUUCGGUAUCUCAACCAAGCUCACCCGCCUCAAACUCGCACUUUCGCAACUUAAGCACUGGCUUCCCCAUUCAAACGCUCAACUCCACGUCUCAGUCCCACCAGAACCUUCACCCUCAUCCUCGCACACCUUUCAGGAAAUCGAAUCUGUCUACCGCACCGCAGCAAUAAACCUCACUCUCCACAUCGCCGACGCCCCAUUCGCAAAAUCCUACUUCAAUCUCAUCAAAACCCUCUACGAAGCACGCACCCCCUAUACACAAUGGCUCGUUCUCAUCGACGACGACACAUUCAUCCCUUCCCUCCCUUACCUCGUCCACCACCUCUCCACACAUUACAAUGCCGACAGCGAAAUCCUCAUCGCCGCCCUCUCCGACAGCCUCGCCCAGAUCCGCGAACACGGACCCCUCCCCUUCGGCGGCGGCGGAAUCUUCAUCUCCGUCCCGCUCGCUGCAUCACUCGUGCGCCCAGAGAUCUGGGAAGCUUGCCUCAAUAUCCCGAAUGACCAAGGUGAUCAAGCUGUCAACGAGUGUUUGAACGCUCACUCCUCCGUUCGGCCUACAUUCGAUUACGAGCUUAACCAAAUGGACAUCAAAGGAGAUGCAUCGGGAUAUUUCGAAAGUGGCAGACGCAUGCUGACAAUUCAUCACUGGAGGUCUUGGUACGAUGUUGAUGUCCCACUUGCUAGUAACGUGUCAAAAGCCUGUGGUUUCGAAUGCGUGUUUCAGCGAUGGGCGUUUGAGGAUGAUUUCGUGCUGAGUAAUGGCUUUUCAGUGGUGGAGUAUACCAAGGGUAUCAAAGAGGGUGGAGUAAGAUUGGAAGAGAUUGAGAAGACGUGGGAUGGGGAGGCGUGGAAUUUUGUGCAUCAUGGGGGGCCUUUGAGAGAGCCGAUGGAAAAGGGAGAUAAGAGCAGUGCGAGGUUGGUGGAGGCGAGUGUAGUUGAUGGAGUGGGUGUCAGGCAGAUUUAUGUCGAGCGUGUGAAUAGUGGGGAGAAUGUGGAGAGGGUCGUGGGAAAUGUUGAUCGUGUUGUGGAGUUGCUUUGGCUAUUUUGA